This is a messenger RNA of Rotaria sordida, 1152 nucleotides long. NCBI's taxonomy places the organism in Eukaryota, Metazoa, Rotifera, Eurotatoria, Philodinida, Philodinidae. The record is from the annotation of a GenBank genome assembly.
AUGGGCAAAUUUACUGGUGCAUUUUAUCAUUUGAAUAAAUUAGUUGAUUUAUAUUUAAAGCCGAACGCAUCUAUUCAUAUUAAUAAUUUUAAUCGUAAGCUGGCUUGUGCUUACAAUAAUAAAGGUCUUGUCCAUAAACAGCUUGACGAGUUCGAUGAUGCUCUGAAGUACAUGAAUAAAAGUCUUGAUUUACGCCAUGAUGAUGCAACUUUACCUGAAAAACAACGAAAACGUUUAGCAAUCGAACAUUCAUACUGUCAUGAAAAUCUUGAUCUUCUUUACAAAGACCAGUAUAAUUAUCAGCUAGCUAUAUACCAUUUACAAGAGACACUUGAUAUUCGAAAGAAAAAUUUACCAUCGAAUCAUCACAUGGUUGCUCAAGUAAUACAAGAAGACGAAAUGUUAGAUGCAAAUGAUAUUUUGUUUGAAGAAGAUGGUAUCGAUACAGAUCGUAUUGUUGCGGAUAAACUUCGCUUAGCAGAUGAACUUUUAUGUGUAAUUUGUAAAAAUCUUCUUUGGAAAGCAAGAUCAUGUGCUUCUUGUCAACAGUUAUUUUGUAACAAAUGUAUUCAAACAUGGCUUACCAUCAAUCCAACUUCAUGUCCGUUUCGUUGUUCUCCUUAUGAAGAAAAACGUGCUCCACCAUCUAUUUGUUCUCUUUUAAGUCGUUUGACCAUUCGUUGUCGUAAUAGUUCAUUAGGUUGUAAAAACAUCUUAUCGUAUGACUUAUUAGAAAAACAUGAAACUAUCGAUUGUCGAUUUCGAACGAAACAAUGUUCUAUCUGUGGAAACUAUAUUCAAAUAAAUGAAUUUGAUCGACAUCAAGAAUCUUGUGAAUCCACUACUCUUACAUGUUACCUAUGUAAAUGUCUUGUAAAUCGAGAAUCAUUGAAACAGCAUGCAAAGAAAUGUAUUGUAGGAAGAUUACAUGUCUUGCUUGAUCAAAAGGUAUCAUUAUGGGAUAUCCGUAGACGUCCGCCUGCUGUUCGAGUAGAACAAGGAAAUGUAAAUAUGUUCACUAGAUUAAAUAACCGAGUACGACGAUUCGCACUUAAUCAACGAAAAAUUCGUCUUGACGGAUUUAAUGCGGCUAAACGAAAUAUUAAUCUAAAAAAAGCUUAUCAUUUUGCAUUUGACUAUGUUAAGUCAUGA